AUGGGACUCGACAAGGCCAACACACCUCCCAUGACACCUUCUCGUCCUUCAGAUACACCCACUCCCAGCAUUGAGACUUCAGAAGCUCCCGUCGAGGCCCACAACAGCCAAGCCUCUGUAGCGUUCAAGCCUCUGCAGAUGCUGGUCAAAACGCCACUGACAGUCGAGUGUGGAGAGGAUCUCACAGUCAAGUUUACCAUGCAUGUGGAGCUACUAUGCUGCCACAGCAAGCUUCUUGCAGAUCGUUUCGCCGCGGCAAAGCCGUUGAGGGAGCAAUACGAACUCAUCAAAAAACUUUGCGACAAGCUUGUAGAAUACUUCUUUCCGGAGGUCACUCCCAAGCAAUUCGAAAGCGGUCAUUUAGAAGUAGAGGUCAUCCCACUCAUUGUCAGAGCUUAUGAGCAAUGGCCUUUGCCGGUGUACGCCAACUCCGUCAAGAUUGCCAUUGAUAACGCUGUCCAAGAGCAAAUCACCGCCAAAAACAUUCAGAACAUAACUGUGAAGGACCUGGGCCGCAUCACAGACUUAUCGAUACGGCUAUCACAUAUCAAGUCACGCGGCGUGCAGACUAUAGUUGAGAAACUAUACGUCUUGAUACACCAGAUCACCAAGAAAGAAGAGAAGAGGGCCUUGAAAGAAAAGCUGCGAGCUGCAGCCCAGCACCGUCUCCUCCUUCCAGACGUCGAUUCAGAAAUAGUUGCAAUUCUGAUGCAGUGGAUCUAUCAUGGGGCCCUUCACUACCAAGAUGCUGAGCAACUUUACGCCGUCCUCCGACUAGCUAUCAUGCUUGGAGUCGAUGCGCUCGCCGAGAUCUGCUUGACUAAGCUCUAUGAUGCUGCUAGUGAGAGCAUCGAGGACGCAUCAAACUCCGGUGUGAAACUCCAAACCUUGCUGGGAUUUGGACCGGACUCUGUCGACCAUGCCCUAGGCGUCGUCUUCAAGAACGUUAUCAACGACAGGCGUACUCCAAAGAGGUUACGUGACUUGGUCAUCGAUGCCCUUGCUGCAAGUCUCGAUAAGGAGCUUUUCACGAAGAUCAAGGACCUGAUCAGCAAGGAAAUGGCACUCGAGAUCAUCGAGGCCAUGAUCGAUAACAGCGAGUAG
Molecule: messenger RNA, 1104 nt
Organism: Pyrenophora tritici-repentis Pt-1C-BFP
Lineage: Eukaryota; Fungi; Ascomycota; Dothideomycetes; Pleosporales; Pleosporaceae
Product: BTB domain containing protein
Molecular function (GO): protein binding
Source: RefSeq, a predicted model, not a curated record